ACCUCCCCGCCCCCGCCCCGAGUCAAACUCCACUCUCAAUCCCAAGUACAUCUCUAAAUCGCCAUAUUGGGUACUGAGAAGGUUUGUCCGCAGGUCCUCUCACUACGGGACGAAUUUGACACAGCGGCUUCAAUUCGUGGGCACUUUGUUUUGAUGAUCCGCGGAGAGUACUUUCGGCUUCAGAACACCGCGGCCGUUACCGUUUCCAGCCCGACGGAUGCAUGGCAUAAAUCGUUUGACGCUCGUUUUGGAUCUUGCUCAGCGACGAGGAGAUACCCGUUGUUUUUGAGCGGUGUGUUUGUCUUUUGAAAACUGGACGCUCCCGGCUGUUUCAAGAAAAAUUGUCUAAAUUUGGGGGGGGAAUGUCUGAUGUUCGGCUAUCAAACGGGAGCCCGACUUUGGAGCGGACUGACUCCCGGGUGUCGGAUCACCCGAAACCGUCAGCUUGCAGAAGCCUCUUCGGCUCGGUGGAUCACGAAGAGUUAAAGAGGGAUUUAAAGGGACAUUUGCGGGAGAUGGAAGAGGCUGCCUCCGCCAAGUGGGGCUUCGACUUCGCCAAUCACACGCCGCUGGCCAACGGCAGGCUCAAGUGGGAAUUAGUGGAUUGCAGAGACGUCCCGAAUUUCUACAGCAAGCAACCGCGGAGGGAGAAGCGCGUCUGCUCCGCUGGGAAUAACAAUGUGGAUCUAAAUGGGAAUCAUCAUUGUGUUGUGGUGGCUCCGAGCGAAGACACAGACAGGGCUGACGCGCAGAUGGAGUGCACGGAACAGUGCACCGGCCUGAGGAAAAGACCUGCAUGUCACGGUAACGUUAAGAGAUUUGCAACAAAAUGACCACUGUUUCCACCG
This is a messenger RNA of Etheostoma cragini (Arkansas darter), 848 nucleotides long. It is a transcript of the gene cdkn1bb, whose product is annotated as cyclin-dependent kinase inhibitor 1Bb. Gene Ontology annotation, cellular component: nucleus; cytoplasm. The transcript has a single exon. Gene Ontology annotation, biological process: negative regulation of cell population proliferation; regulation of cell cycle; G1/S transition of mitotic cell cycle. Bases 363 to 833 code for a protein of 156 amino acids. Gene Ontology annotation, molecular function: protein-folding chaperone binding; cyclin-dependent protein serine/threonine kinase inhibitor activity. Lineage: Eukaryota; Metazoa; Chordata; Actinopteri; Perciformes; Percidae. The record is from RefSeq and is a predicted model, not a curated record.